Messenger RNA from Rattus rattus (black rat), 1487 nucleotides. RefSeq names its product alpha-1-antiproteinase. The record is from RefSeq and is a predicted model, not a curated record. Bases 162 to 1397 code for a protein of 411 amino acids. The transcript has 5 exons. NCBI's taxonomy places the organism in Eukaryota, Metazoa, Chordata, Mammalia, Rodentia, Muridae. Gene Ontology annotation, molecular function: serine-type endopeptidase inhibitor activity. Gene Ontology annotation, biological process: negative regulation of endopeptidase activity.
UGCUCUUCUCCCUGGCAGACGGACACUGGAAACACUUAGCACACUGGCUCCCUGACACCCUUGUGAGCCAAGAACCUGAUCCUGAGAAAGAGUGGGAAACAGCAGUCACCAGAGGUGCAGGAGGCGUGGCUGCCCCGAGUCCAGCCAGGAUUCUCAGGAAAAUGGCACCCUCCAUCUCACGGGGGCUCCUGCUUCUGGCAGGCCUGUGUUGCCUGGCCCCCAGCUUCCUGGCUGAGGAUGCCCAAGAAACAGAUACCUCCCAGCAGGACCAGUGUCCAACCUACCGUAAGAUUUCUUCAAACCUGGCAGACUUUGCCUUCAGCCUAUACCGGGAGCUGGUCCAUCAAUCCAAUACGUCCAACAUCUUCUUCUCCCCUAUGAGCAUCACCACAGCCUUCGCUAUGCUCUCCCUGGGGAGCAAGGGUGACACUCGCACACAGAUUCUAGAGGGCCUGGAGUUCAACCUCACACAGAUACCUGAGGCUGACAUCCACAAGGCCUUCCAUCACCUCCUCCAAACUCUCAACAGGCCAGACAAUGAGCUGCAGCUGAACACAGGCAAUGGCCUCUUUGUCAACAAGAAUCUGAAGCUGGUGGAGAAGUUUCAGGAAGAGGUCAAGAACAAUUACCAUGCAGAAGCCUUCUCUGUCAACUUUGCCGACUCAGAAGAGGCUAAGAAAGCAAUUAAUGAUUAUGUAGAGAAGGGAACCCAAGGAAAGAUAGUUGAUUUGAUGAAACACGUGGACGAAGACACGGUUUUUGCCCUGGUGAAUUACAUUUUCUUUAAAGGCAAGUGGAAGAAGCCGUUCAAUCCUGAGCACACUAGGGAUGCUGACUUCCACGUAGACAAGUCCACCACGGUGAAGGUGCCCAUGAUGAACCGCCUGGGCAUGUUUGACAUGCACUAUUGCAGCACACUGUCCAGCUGGGUGCUGAUGAUGGAUUACCUGGGCAACGCCACUGCCAUCUUCCUCCUGCCCGAUGAUGGCAAGAUGCAGCAUCUGGAGCAAACUCUCACCAAGGAUCUCAUUUCCCGGUUCCUGCUACACAGGCAAACAAGGUCAGCCGUUCUCUACUUCCCCAAACUGUCCAUCUCUGGAACCUAUAACUUGAAGACACUCCUGAGCUCACUGGGCAUCACCCGGGUCUUCAACAAUGAAGCUGAUCUCUCUGGAAUCACAGAGGAUGCUCCCCUGAAGCUUAGCCAGGCUGUGCAUAAGGCUGUGCUGACCUUAGAUGAGAGGGGAACAGAGGCUGCAGGAGUCACUGUGGUGGAGGCCAUCCCCAUGUCUCUGCCCCCUCAAGUGAAGUUCGACCACCCUUUCAUUUUCAUGAUUGUUGAAUCAGAAACCCAGAGCCCCCUCUUUGUGGGAAAAGUGAUAGAUCCCACACGUUAAUCACUGUCUUCAGAAGUCACAUCCCUUCUGGAUCGGGUCCCCUUCCUAAUAAUAUUAAACUCAGGCUGGCCUGGCCUGAUGCUUCUGCAA